Messenger RNA from Centruroides sculpturatus (bark scorpion), 1248 nucleotides. RefSeq lists its product as uncharacterized. The record is from RefSeq and is a predicted model, not a curated record. The coding region runs from base 1 to 1248 and encodes 415 amino acids. NCBI's taxonomy places the organism in Eukaryota, Metazoa, Arthropoda, Arachnida, Scorpiones, Buthidae. The transcript has a single exon.
AUGGAUGAGGAAGUGGGAGCAGUAUUAGAUUACGAGAGUUUAUACCCUUCAAUUAAAAUUGAGUCUUGUUUGAAAAUGUUAAUGGCGUUCUUGUUUAAAGAAAACUCAGAGUUGAUACACCACAGGAACGAAGUUUUAGAGAUGGCUAAUCUUGUAUGCUGUGAAUCCUUCUUUGGCUUUGAAGGCCAAACGUACAAACAAAACAGGGGAGUUCCUAUGGGAAGCCCAAUAUCGGGUCUUCUAUUCGAAUUGGUGGUAAAAAAAAUAGAGGAAAAGGUUGUGCAUAGCUUCAGAAAUGAUAUUGUUUACUUCAAGAAAUAUGUGGACGAUAUCUUUAUACUAUGGAAAAGUAAUCGAGGAAUCAGUAAUUUUAUUGAAAGAAUCAACGAUAACAAAGACGACCUAAACCUGAAGCUAGAGCAGAAAAGUUCUGUAAUGAUACAUUUCUUGGAUAUCAAUAUCACCUUUAAGAAAGGGCAUUUAUCUACUAAUGUGUAUACCAAACCAACGCAUAGCCCACUCUACAUUCCUGCGCAGUCCAGUGAUCCAUUUCGUUAUAAAUUAGCAGCUUUUCGUGCCUUAGUUAGAAGGGCUUUUCUAUAUUGCGAUAACAUUAUGUACAGAAAUAAAGAAAUGAAAAGGAUUAUGCAGAUAGCAGAAACCUUGGGUUACAGAAGAAACAUAAUCACUGGCAUUAUUAGAAAAUUCGAGAUAGGCGAUACAGGAGCCUCUAAACAAGGGCCUAGUAAAUACACAAAGUAUACAUUCAACAAAAAUGUAAGAACUGUCAUGAAGGAGAUUGCGGACAAUAAAGGAUCAACGUUGAUCGUAAAACGAGCUCCGAAUCCGUACAAGAUCCUAAGAAAUGAUAAAGGGGAUAUUAAGAAAGAAGAUAAAGCAGGAGUGUAUAGGAUCCCGUACGAGAACCAGCAGUUAGGAAUAGAAAAGGAGUACAUAGGAGUUACAACGAGAAACCUAGGAAUAAGGGUCAAAAAGCAUAAAUAUGAUAUUAGAAAAAGAUCUAACACAACGGUUCUGGCCCAAAUGGCUCAGGCCGAUGGAUCCGUAGUUAGGUGGGAGGAUGCGGAAAUCAUCAGAGAAGUGCACUCCCCAAUUUUACCGAAAACUGCCGAAAAGAUGGAAAUAUAUAGGAGCAAGUUAGAUGAAAAAUGCAUAAACGCCAGAGAUGCGGAGGGCCUACCCUCAGCAUGGAAGUAUGCCGUUAAAAAACUUACAAGUAGCUCUUGA